Molecule: messenger RNA, 1872 nt
Organism: Beta vulgaris subsp. vulgaris (sugar beet)
Lineage: Eukaryota; Viridiplantae; Streptophyta; Magnoliopsida; Caryophyllales; Amaranthaceae
Product: putative proline-rich receptor-like protein kinase PERK6
Exons: 9
Coding region: 1-1674 (557 amino acids)
Biological process (GO): protein phosphorylation
Molecular function (GO): protein kinase activity; ATP binding
Source: RefSeq, a predicted model, not a curated record
AUGUCGUAUAAUCAUUAUGCUUCUAAUUAUAAAAUCAAUUUGAAAUGGAACAAGUCACCAAAUUCUCAUGAAUCACCACCAUCUCCAGGUUCAUCAAAAGGCUCUCACUCAUCAUCUGCACAAACCACUCCAUCAAUAAGUGAUGACUCUUCACCUUCACAAUUAUCUUCGUCUUCUAAGAAUAGUCUUAUAGCUGGACUCGUGGUUGGAAUUGGGGUACUAUUAUUGUUAUUGAUAAUUAUAAUAGUUGUUUGCACUAAGAAGAAGAAGAAAAACAAGAGACACAUGCAAAUGCAAUAUUAUGGAGAGCCUUCUCAAAAAGGUAGCCAACAACAAUAUAGCAGCCAACAUGCCCCUUGGGGCACAGGCCCUGGCCAACACCAAGACAUGAACUACUCUGGUCCAACGGGGAUGUCCUCAGGACAAUGGGGGCCAGCAAUGCCGCCCCCGCCCCCGCCUAUGAUGAGCUCGGACAUGAAUAGUGCAAACUACUCCUCCGGACCAACAGGACCCGCCUUACCCCCUCCUCACCCGUCAGUAGCACUUGGGUUUACUAAGAGCACGUUCACGUACGACGAGCUCGCGGCCGCAACAAAUGGUUUCUCUCAAGCAAGGUUGUUAGGCCAAGGAGGGUUUGGUUAUGUGCACAAAGGUGUGCUACCUAAUGGCAAGGAAAUAGCUGUGAAGAGCCUUAAAUCGGGGAGUGGACAAGGAGAAAGAGAGUUCCAAGCUGAAGUGGAGAUUAUUAGUAGGGUACAUCAUCGACAUCUUGUGUCUCUUGUAGGUUAUUGCAUUGCGGGAGGUCAAAGGAUGCUUGUUUAUGAGUUUGUUCCUAAUGGCACCCUUGAGUUUCAUCUUCAUGGGAAAGGUCGACCAGUUAUGGAUUUUCCUAGUAGAAUGAAAAUUGCACUAGGAUCUGCUAAGGGUUUGGCUUACCUUCAUGAAGAUUGCCACCCUCGAAUUAUACAUAGGGAUAUUAAGACUGCAAACAUCUUAAUUGACAAUUGCUUUGAAGCCAAGGUGGCUGAUUUUGGCUUAGCUAAGCUUUCGUCCGCUACAGAUACUCAUGUGUCCACGCGUGUUAUGGGAACAUUUGGGUACUUGGCACCAGAAUAUGCAGCAAGUGGAAAAUUGACAGAAAAAUCUGAUGUUUUUUCAUUUGGUGUCAUGCUCUUGGAAUUGGUCACGGGACGUCGCCCUAUUGAUCCAUCAGCUGAGGAAGAGGACAGCUUAGUAGAUUGGGCUAGACCGCUUAUAGCACGAACCAUGGACGAAGGAGUUUUUAGCGGAUUUGUGGAUCCACGCUUGGAGAGUGAAUUUGAUUCGGAAGAGAUGAUGCGCUUAAUUGCAUGCGCUGGUGCAUCAAUUAGACAUUCUGGUAAAAGGAGAGCAAAAAUGAGCCAGAUUGUAAGAGCAUUAGAAGGGGAUGCAUCGUUGGAUGACUUGAAUGAAACAAAACCCAGAAGUAAUAGCACAUUAUAUAGCUCUGGUAGUGGUAGCUCCGACUAUGAUAGUGCUUCAUACAAGAAUGACAUGAAGAAUUUUAGACGAACAGCAUUUAAUAGCACGGAGUACGCAAGUAGUGAUUAUGGAGCAACUAACGAAUAUGGUUCAAGUGGAGACUUGUCCACAAUGCCUAAGAAAACUAGCCCAGGGCCAGGCCAUUUUGUGUAAAAAAAGAAAAGAUCUGAUACGAAGGGGCUCCCCAAUAAAUUGAAUUGCGGAGGCGAUGAUAUUAACUUCUCUCUUGGCUUCUGAACUAUCUAAAUUGAUGAUGCGUCGGCACGUUUUGGUUUAGUUUUUGAAAAAAUACGCAACUGAGGUGUUUACUUAUGAUUGUUAUUUUAAAGUCUCAAUCAUGUAUAAUGUAGA